This is a messenger RNA of Trichobilharzia regenti, 3582 nucleotides long. The record is from the annotation of a GenBank genome assembly. NCBI's taxonomy places the organism in Eukaryota, Metazoa, Platyhelminthes, Trematoda, Strigeidida, Schistosomatidae.
AUGCGUUCUUUCUCUGCGCCAACAGCAAUCCCAAGCUCAGGCUUACCCCAAUAUCAAGUUCAAAAUAGUUUUUCUCAACAAAACCAAGCCUUUUUAAACUCUAUGGCUCAACCGACAUUUAGCUUAAUGCCAGCGGUUUCUUACUCUACCAUUCCACUAGGCACAUCCCCAACAUCGACAAAUGCUAUGCUUGGAUCUAAUAUGAUACAGUCACAACAACCUGUAAUAUUUUCAGCGGCUCCAGGGAACUAUUUCCUUGCUCAGUCUGCUCCGCUUGGUGCUCCAGUUGUAGGCGCUCCAUCAUUUGUUUUCGCUCCAGGUCAACCAAAUCAGAAUGCUUUUGUACUUGCUCACCCACUAUCCCAAGCACCAAUUGCAGGGCAUAUGGCUGCCCAUCCAAAUCCAGCAAACUGUGUUAUCCGUCUCCCCGAUGGCCGAUUUGUUUUACCUGCCAGUGCUCCUAAUAACUUAAAUUUACAACCAUCAUUAACUCGUAUUUGUGGUCCCCAGUCCAACUACUUCCCUGUAACUGUAUCUGCGCCUACUAGUGUAAAUUCAUCGACGAUAUCUUCACUGACUCCACAAGUCGCUCAACCUCCAGGUCAAGCAUUCUAUAUUCAUAUGCCAACUAGCUGUGUAAGUGUUGGUAAUACAGUCUUCACUACCUCCCAACCGAAUUGUGGUGCUAAUUUUCAAACUCAACCAAUUUCAACAAUGAAACCAGGAUGUCAAGUUUCCUUUCCUAACUCGCAAAUGAAUACCUUAUCCGGUCAAUCUGGUACUUUUCUGACAACUGUUCCUGGAUCAACUCAACCUCAACUGGGCACUAGACCACUUGCUAAUAAUAUGAAUACUGUUGGCUCUGGUUUAAUGAAUAGACCUGGAAUAAUUUUCCCCACCGGUUGUACUCCUACCACUCCAGUAAUGGAUGCAUAUGCUGCACAAAAUCAACAGAAACUCGCUGUCUGCACAAAUCCAUCACAGUUUACAAGUCUCCAAGCUUUGCCUAGUGGAAUGGCUGUUGCUCGCUUACCAAAUGGAACCUAUGCUACAGUAUCUCUUAAUUCUACUGGAAUGUCAGGUUCAACACCGAUUUUUGUAAACAAUACUCCUAUUCCAUCCACCUUAGCAAAUCCUGUCGAUACAUCAUCAAAUAUUCCCCGGCGUAGUACCUCUACAUCUCGUUCAAAACAAAAAAUCAAUAACACUCCACCCGCCGAUACAGAUGUCCUACGUCGUCUAGAUGAUCAAAUCACUGCAUUACAGCGUUUACCUGCUCCUACAGAAAUGCAGCUUAAUAGACUAAAGCAACUUGUUGAAGUUAGGCAGCAGUUAACAAAAGUAUCUAAUAUGGCUUCUGCUAACUCAUCAAAUAUCUUAGCGCCUCGUAGCUCAACAACAUCUAGUAAUGCUACUAAUACUGCUCCUCGUUCAAAUUCAAGCUCUACUUCUGUUCAGUUGACACCGACUGUGCGUCGGGAAGUCCUGGAUUUACUCACACAGUAUAAUUUGGUACCGCGACCUCCUGUGGUUAACAAUAAUGAAGAAACCUUCAUAGUAGAAUUUCGACUAAAUCAACAAAGAUAUCAGCUUAGGCUUACUCGUGCACAAAAAGCUGAUAUGGAACGUUUACUUUUCAGUAUUACAUCACAACGGCAGGCUGAAGUUUUAACUUUUUUCCAACAAGAACAAAGUCGUUUACUUGCAUCAACACCAAGAGCUAGAUUACCGCCUCCUCCUUCUGUUAGUCAGAGUAGUAAUACAACAGCAGCUAUGGCUUCACCUCCAACAGUUGGGUUCGGUAUUGCUUCUCAAGCUUUGAGAAUACCAACCGGGAUUCAAACGUUUGCAGCAGCUCCUUCCUUGCCAAUGCCUAAUUUUCCAGGUGCAUCUGGCUUAAGACUUGUUGCAGCCCGUCCUGUUGUACCGCCAAAUGCUAUACCAGGGUCUGCCGUUCGUCCAAGUGUCCCUCCAAUAUGCUCUUCAACACCCGUCAUGGGAGUUGUUGCAGCUUUAGCUGUACCGCCUCCUAUGGGAACCUGUGUCAGCAGUUCAAUGUUCGCACCAGCCUUGGCAUUAAACUCCACAGCAUUAAGUAUGCCUACAGUUUCAUCUAGUCUUUCAAUGCCUUCAACAGUUAUGUCUAAUACAAAUGUCACAAGUGGACUAAUUACAGCAAUACCUGUAACUUCCUUCAAUUCAAGUUUCUACAUCAGUAGUACGAUGUUAACUCCAGAUACAAAUGGAUUUGCUAUACAAUCUCUACCACAAUCAACCUCUUUCACUUUAUCCUCUGAUUCUAGUAAUUUUGUUAAUUCAAUUCGACCAGUUGCUUUAAAUCUUCAACAGGCUGCCAGAAUCGGUCGGUUACGUGCAUAUCUAACCAAUGAUCUUAAAUUGGCAGUUGAAAGACCACCAGUAUUGUCUACCAGUGAUACAUCAAAACUACCUACUCCUGUAGAAUUAUUGGAGGCACUAGCACCUUAUCAUGUCCUCAAUGAUGCUGAUAACACUGAAGAAGCUCUUAACAAAGUCGACAAAAUACUGGAGAAAUCUGUUAAUCUACUUUUAGAAAAAAAGAAAGAGACAAUCGAAGCUGUAAAUUCACUGCUUUUCAGAGAAUCUCUGCAAAAACUGGAACCAUUUUUGGAAGAUCGCCUGUUACUAGCUAAUAUGGCAUUGGAUUUAGAACGGGAUAUUUUCAAUGCCGAAAAAGAGAUAUUCACAGAAGUAACUAAACACGACAAAGAGGUAUCCAGUAAUAAUUGUAAUCCUAAUGUAAAUCCUAUCGAAUCUUCUAAACAAGACGAGUCAACUGAUGAGAACAAUGUGAAUAGAAAAAGGCAAAGCCAAAAAUUCACGCCAAUUUUAAAACAUUCAACAUCACUACUUCCGGCACCAUGGUGUAAACUUUUAGGUCCACUUGCCUACCUUCAUCCUUUAACCUUUGAUGUGAAUGGAAAAACAAGUGUUGCAGAGAUUCAAUUGCCUACAGAAGAACCAGAGUGUAUAUCACUCGACGAUGAUGAUGAUGAUGGCGACGACGAUACAAAAAAUCAAUCACAGUCUUUUGUGAAUUCCUCAACAUUUCAGUCCAACCCUAUGAUUCAAUCAUCGCAUAGUGAAAACAAUAACAGCACAAUUGUAACUACUAGAAAUAAUAAUAAUGAUGAUGAAGAAAUCAAUGAUGAGUCGUCAGAUGAAGCUGAAGCCGAUCGUCUACUUGGUCUUGGAAUUCCUUUGGUGAAUAGAUCAAAAAUGGAUAAAAAUUCUACUAAUGGAUUAUUACUUGAUGAAGACAACAGGCCUAUAGAGGGGAUUAUUAAAAAAUGUGAGGAAUUCGAUGAAGCUUAUGAUUUUUGGCAGGAAUUAAUGCAUGAAAGAGAUAUGCAUAUUGAAGAUAUGAAUACUAGCCUUUUGGAAAAUACUUUCAAUGAUGAUUCAAAUUCUAUGGAUGAACCGCCUAAUAAAUCUCUACGUUUAUUAGAUAAUGGUCAGUCUCAUAGUGUUUCAACAGUUCAACACUCUGAAGAUCCAGAUAUUGAUGCAGCAAUCAGAAGUAUUUUAUCAACUAGUGAUUGA